AUCUUACGUCCGCCGGAAGUGCGCGCGGGAGUUCCGGGGAGCAGGCGGGCGCCGCGCUUCUGGGGUCCUGAGCUUCGAGAUUUGAGUCCUGCUGCUGGGUUCUGGGGUAGUCGCACGGCCGUCGGGAUCAUGGUGUUCUACUUCACUAGCAGCAGCGUUAAUUCAUCUGCUUACACUAUUUACAUGGGAAAGGAUAAAUAUGAAAAUGAAGAUCUGAUAAAGUAUGGCUGGCCUGAAGAUAUUUGGUUUCAUGUGGACAAACUCUCUUCAGCUCACGUAUACCUUCGAUUACAUAAGGGAGAGAAAAUAGAAGACAUUCCAAAGGAAGUGCUGAUGGACUGUGCCCACCUUGUGAAGGCCAAUAGCAUUCAAGGCUGCAAGAUGAACAACGUAAAUGUGGUAUAUACGCCGUGGUCUAACCUGAAGAAAACAGCUGACAUGGAUGUGGGGCAGAUAGGCUUUCACAGGCAGAAGGAUGUAAAAAUUAUGACGGUGGAGAAAAAAGUGAAUGAGAUAUUAAACCGAUUAGAAAAGACCAAAUUGGAGCGGUUUCCAGACCUAGCUGCAGAGAAGGAAAGCAGAGACCGGGAAGAAAGAAAUGAGAAAAAAGCCCAAAUUCAGGAAAUGAAAAGGAGAGAAAAAGAAGAAAUGAAAAAGAAGAGGGAGAUGGAUGAACUUAGGAGCUAUUCAUCACUAAUGAAGGUUGAGAACAUGUCUUCAAAUCAGGAUGGCAAUGAUUCAGAUGAGUUCAUGUGAAAGGAGAAAAGGAUUCUGAAAGCUGUGAAUGCAGAGAAUUUUGCGGACCUUGUGAUUUCAUCUAUGUUUUAAAUUAUAAACAACAACCAAAAUUCUGCCUUCAUUCUACACAGAUAUUAUUAAUUUUGGAUUUUAAAAAAAAUCCCUUUUUUUGCUGACAAAAAAAGAACAGAUAUAUAUAUAUAUAUAUAUAUAUUAUAGUUGAACUUGAAGACAGCAUAUAUAACUUUAGGAAAACAAAAAUAUUUUUGCCAGAACACGUCUCAGUACCUUGCGAGAGCUGACUGCCCUUGUUCUUGAGAUAGACUUUAGAGUAAACCAACUCUGAAAAGUAUUUUUGUGGCUGUGGUUCAUCCCUGAAAACAGAUGUCUUGAAAUGCUUUUCAUAGCCUAAAAUACCUUCACUUCUGUUAAGAAGAAUGUGUUGGUGGGCAAUUCAGGCCAAGAUUCUCCCACUCCCAAUUUCCUGAUUAGAAAAGCAGAGGUUUGAAGGUGAUAGUGAUAUUUCAAAAGAUUGCUGGCUUCAACAUUCUCAUUCCCGCAUGUCGUCAGUCUGUUAGUGUAGUGGUCCUCAGCUUGUCCCAGGUCCUUUGUCCUCCUCCCUUUUUUGAAGUGAGGGCCUUCAUCUUCAUAGCAUCAUAUUGAAAGAAAUAGUUGGUCUAAAUCAAGUUUUGCCUUGUGCACCUUGCCUGACACCCAAGUAAUCCAAACUACAGGUGCAACAACUUCUAGGCUCCAUUUUUCCACGCUGAGGGGGACCAAGAGGGUGCUCUGUGAACUGAGUGGGGGAUACAGGUUACCUGAUUUUUGUCUUGAAAUUCAAGAUGAAGCAAAAAUACACAUUGAAUUAUCAAGCAUUUUCCUAGCCAGCCAAGUAAUUUAUGUCCUUACCUUGAAAUAAUAAUUAUUUUUGAGUUUUAACCUUUGAGAUUGGAUCUCUCAGUUACGGCUCCUAACUUAGGUAACAUUACUACUCAGCUGAAACACUCGCUACCCAUUGUAAUUCUGACCAGAAGAUACAUUUUUAUUGCCACGUGUAAGGCAACCCCUGAAGGGAGUGACAAGACAAAACAGUGAAAGAGCCUGCAGGACCCCCCGCUUGAAGAUUGUAACACCCAGAACCCUGCCUGGUGCUGUUAUUCUAACUCGUCAAAAGUGACUUUCAGCAAACCUUGUAGCUGCCUAGCACUUUGGAAGUGUGGGUAAAACCAGAAGACAUUUUCUUUUAUUCUAAGUUGGUGUAUGGGCUUGAUCUGGAAAAUUCCUGAGGCAUAACUCAUUGGCCAAAUUUUGAGGGGUAUGAAAAUACCAGAGUGUGUGGGCAUGUGUGUCUAAUGUUUUAGACUGGAGUUCUGUGAUUAAAAAGUUAUAAUAAAGUAUUGGGUUUUUUUAAUCUGGAA
Molecule: messenger RNA, 2156 nt
Organism: Ictidomys tridecemlineatus (thirteen-lined ground squirrel)
Lineage: Eukaryota; Metazoa; Chordata; Mammalia; Rodentia; Sciuridae
Gene: Ccdc25
Product: coiled-coil domain containing 25
Source: RefSeq, a predicted model, not a curated record